AUGGCCCCGGAGAACGCCUCUCCCUCCUCCCCGGAGGACGUGGCCCCACCCCCUGGCAUUGGGGGAACCUUCGUCCGGGGCCACCGGCGCUCGGCAUCCUGUGGGUCGGCCUACCCCAUGGCCCUCCCCUCGGACAGUGGACUCCCCUCGGACUGCCGCAUCAUCCGCGUUUUACAUACCGGUAGCUAUUUUCACACUGUUUUACCAGUAACUUCAUUAUUUUUCAAAACCACUUUGUUUUGUUACAAUCCAGCAGCCUAUAAAUUUUAUGAAAUAAACUCCCAAUCAGACCCAGUCCAAAAACUCCCAAGGGGCACCCUUUGGGCGAAGGCUGAAAAACCUGUUUCUUCUCUCUCUUUUCUCUCUCUCUCUCUCUCUCCCUGUGCUAUUGCUGCCUGCCCUCUGCAGGUCACGAGCCAAGACAAGGCACCGGUUGUGAUUGGAAAGGCGCUGGAGAAGCACAACCAGGAUCGGGUCCUGGCCCCCAACUAUGAACUGGUGCAGCUCCUGCCAGAAGGCAGAGAGCUGGCCUUCCCCACCACAGCGAACGUCUUCUACACGAUGAGCAGCACCUGCCUGGACUUCAUGCUGCGACCCAAGCGCCCGCGGGAGAAGCCGCCCCCUCCACCGCCCCCGCCUAAGCCGACGGCGCCCAAGGGGGUGGAAAUCAGCGCCACCUUCCCAAAGAUCAAGGCCACCGGGCGGAAGAUAGCCAGGGCCCUCUUUUGAGUUGGGCGGCAGGAGGACAGAGCGGUGCCUCGGUUUCCACUCGCUCAGGGCUGACGGCCCACGCUGCCCUUGAGACUGUGGACAUUAUAGGGUUGCCAGAGGGCAAAGCGGCGUCAGAAGUGGCCAAAUGUUGGCAGAGCUGCAUUGGCAGGCCCCAUGGCCCGUCCUGGCUGGCGCAGAACCCUGGUUUUCCAGAGUCUUUGAGGAACUCGAUGCCCUUAACUGCUUGGACCCAGGGAAAGGGAAACCAGAGGACAGGACCCGAUCCGACGGAUGCAAACGACAAGAAAAGAGAUUCUGGCUAAACGUUAGGAAGAACUUCCCGUUUGAUGUGGGACCAGAGGUGGCAGAGUCACCUUCAUUUUUUAAG
Messenger RNA from Zootoca vivipara (common lizard), 1099 nucleotides. Lineage: Eukaryota; Metazoa; Chordata; Lepidosauria; Squamata; Lacertidae. The record is from RefSeq and is a predicted model, not a curated record.